Molecule: messenger RNA, 986 nt
Organism: Brienomyrus brachyistius
Lineage: Eukaryota; Metazoa; Chordata; Actinopteri; Osteoglossiformes; Mormyridae
Product: regulator of G-protein signaling 9-binding protein
Exons: 2
Coding region: 250-975 (241 amino acids)
Biological process (GO): detection of light stimulus involved in visual perception; G protein-coupled receptor signaling pathway
Cellular component (GO): photoreceptor outer segment; neuron projection
Source: RefSeq, a predicted model, not a curated record
CUUGCUGCAAGUGGACAGCUCCCUUUGCUGGGAAUGCUAACCAUGCUGCAAGAUAACGCUGAAGCGGUCGGACCUAGGCUUCGCUUGCGAAUGGAGGGAUUUGCUUUGUCCGCCACUGGCUCUACCUUUCCGUGACCACGAAUUGAAUUGAAUAUUAUACAUUGCUAAUAUUAGUUAUUAUGUACGUGUUCCAAUUUACAAGCAUCCAGAUGCUUUAAUACGCUUAGAAAUCCACGUUGGCGAAUCAAAAUGGGGAAAGACGAAUGUAAAACCAUGCUGGAUGCCCUGAAUAAAGUGACUGCUUGCUACAGGCAUUUGGUCAUCACGCUCGGCAGCACCGCGGACUCUCAAAACCUGAGAGAGGAGCUGAAGAAGACGCGCAAAAAGGCACAGGAGUUGGCCGUGGCCAACAGGACUAAACUGACGGCUUUGCUAAAGGACAAGAGCAUCAGCAAAGAGGAGCGCUCCGAGUACGAGAGGCUAUGGGUCCUCUUCAGCAGCAACAUGGAGCUGCUUGAAGUGGACAUGAAGCGAUCUUUGGAAAUCGGACAGGACUUCCCAUUGAGAGUGCCCACCAAGCACCUCAUUCAGACGGGGAUGAAUGGCAGUACUACAACCGUGGCGGCGAGAGCCAUGAGCGUCCAGAACAUGAAAUACGACGCGGACAGUAACAUCGACACGGAGGAUCUGAAGGAGCUUGAGACCGAGAUCACACAGGUCGGUCAAAUGAUUGAGGAGAUGGAGAUGAAAGUCCAAGUGGCGCCCUGGGCGGUGGAAGCCAAACAGGAGGCAGGUGCGGAGCUGAAGUCCACUGCUAGUGUGGGCAACUCCUCCGUGGGUGUCAUUUCCAUUUGCGAAGAGGAGCCCAAAGAAGUAGGGAGCGAUGGAGGCAUCAUGAAAAUAUUUGCAGGAAUCGUUUUCACUGCGGUUGUGUUAAUUGCGGGCAUUUUAGGGUACUUAAUCAUAAACCUCUGAAUAAGCCGAAC